Molecule: messenger RNA, 2652 nt
Organism: Tympanuchus pallidicinctus (lesser prairie-chicken)
Lineage: Eukaryota; Metazoa; Chordata; Aves; Galliformes; Phasianidae
Product: translation initiation factor IF-2-like
Exons: 4
Coding region: 625-1668 (347 amino acids)
Source: RefSeq, a predicted model, not a curated record
UUUACCCUGGAAGCUGAACAAAACUGAAAUGCAACAGUCUCAAAUUCUGUCAUAGCAAAUCUUAAACUGCCUACAUCUCAUGGAAAAAUCUGACAGGUGCCUUAUUUGGAACUGCUCUGGUUUAGUUUAACUUUGGAUAAUCAGUGACCACAGCCACUCUGGAAGAAGAAAAACAAGUUGGUAGCUGUGACUAUGUGUUAAAAGGGAUGUUUAUGACUGGAUGAUUAAGAACAGCCGUUUGAAGGGAUCAAGUCUGGCAGCAAAGACUGUCAGAAGAGAGACUCAACUGAACCAUUUGCACAACCUUUUUAUUAUCUUUCCAUGAGACAAAGUUCACACAGAGAGAUAAGGAGAUAGAGCAAAUCAGAAGGUGAGUUCUGAAAUUAUCAAAAGAGUACUUUCAGUCAGGAAUCUCUGCUGCCUUCUAAUUUUUUGGUUGUCAUAUUUUCAUCUUUGUUACAGCUUUGCCAUUCAAAACAUGGUACCAACAAAAAUCUUUGCAAACAGGGUUUCAUGCACCUGCAAGAACAGGGGGCAUCAUCAUCACUUACACCAGUGAAGCAGCUGUAAACCGUUUAAAAUCAGCAUCUCUUUCAGGUGUCUUUGUUCUUUUCUCAGUUAAACAUGGAAGAGCCUGCGUUUGGAAAAUCUUUGCUGCUAUUUCAUUUUCCUAAGGAAACCCACAGCACCGCGCGGUCGGUGCGCCCUGCCUGGGCGCCGGGAGGCCCGCUGCGAGGCGGGUGCAGCAGAACGCGAGAGAAAGCCGGGUCGGACGGCAAACGUGCAGCGCCACGCCGCCAUUUGGAGGGGAGUGAAACGGACCCCGAGGACGAGGCGAAGGCGGUUCUGCCCCAGGCGCAGCUCCCGGCGGGGUACUGCUGCGAGACGCUUCCUGCCUGCCGCCGGCGCUCGCCCCUCGGCCUGCCCGGGUUAAGCUUUAACCAAGCCUUAUCGAUACGGACCACGCACGCUGCCAGGCGGAGGCAGCGCGCAGCCGGCGGGGGGGCCGCUCCUCAGGCUGGCUGUGAAUCCUUUUCCUCCCGCACGGAGGGACGGCGAUGCCCUGGGGUGCGCGGCAGCAGCACGCCGCGAUCCCCUCCUCGCCUGGGUCCGCCCGGCGCUCCCAUGCCGCCGCUGCCGCCAGGGGGCGCCGCAGUCAGGCCGCCCGCCUGCCUCGCGCAGCUCUGCAGCCGGCGGGCCGGAGUGGGCACUGACCCCGCGGGACCCGGGUUGCCGCCGGGGGCUGCGGAGCGAAGGCGGGCGCUGCGUCGGGCUGGCGGCUCGGGGGCUGACGGGGGAGUUCUUUCGGUCUGGUGGAUGUACGUCCGUUCCCCCGGCAGAGCAGGGCGGCAGCGGGGGCGAGAAAAUGUCCGUCCCUGCCCCUCCGGGAGGGAGCCGCCGGAAUGUAGGCGCCGCGGUGACACCUCGGGUGUUAAAGUCCCGCUGGUUAGUAGCGAUGCCGAGCUGCUCGUGGCCGCGGAGGCAAGUAGAGGAGUUCUCGCGCAUCGCUGCUUUCCCCGUCCCGCAGCUGCGGGACCGGCAGCGCGGGGCGGGGGCCGCUCGGAGGCAGCGCUGCCAUGCGGUUCCCGGCUCGGCGGUGCUGCGGGCUGGGACAGCGCCGUUCCUAUUCGCUUUUGCAAACCCUGUAAAAAGUUACAGCUUUCAUAACGACGUUUUAUUUGAGCACUGAAAUAUUGCAUAUCUCUUGGCUACAAAAAUCGGUUAUGAGCUCUGCGGUUGUAGAUCUCACUGAGAACGUCACCACUGACAUAAAAUGGAGCGUUGUUUCCUGGUGUACCUUUUCCAAUCUUCCUGAUUUUUACAAGUUGUCCUUUUGCCAGAAGCUUCCUUAAUACUGUGAAGUAUCGCUGGUAAAGAGAAAAAUAAAAUAAAAAAAAAUUGUUUUAUUUCAACUUAUGCCAGCUGUGAGGUGUUUUUACCCAAGCAUGCAUACAUGCGAUGUGCACGCAUACUGGAUAAAUUCCCAGUUGCAUAACAGGCAAGACGUUGAGAGUUGAGAUCAUACGUAUGCCUUGCAUUUGUAUAACUGUACCUCCAGAGCAGGAAGUUCUCUCCCUGAGCCAUUAGUUUUGUCAUAGAUGUGCAGUGCACCAACUCACAGCAUCUCACAACUACCUCAAUUUGGCCUUACACUUGGGUCCAUCUACAGAUGCAUAAAGAUAUGUUGAACCCCUAGAAGGUGUUCUUACAGAAAAGAAACUUUUCAGAUAGAAUCAUUUUUACAUUAUACCUGUGUCCACACUGUGGAGUUGUACUAGAUGAGUACAACUUUCAUCUCUGAAUGUGGUUUAGGAUCACGAAAUCGUCUUUGCUUUUUGUAUAGGAACUUUCUGGAUGACUGAAAAUUGUGACUGAAAUAAUUUUUAAUUCCUAACUCACAGAUUACUGAAUCUUUAGCAAUUUCGUUCUAUCAGUGCUUGUGCUGAAUUGGUACUAACAACAAAAGAAAAUGUGUAUUUUCUUUCUUGUUUAUGCUCAUCAGUAUAAUGGCACAGUAACAGUCUUACUAAAUUGCUGUGAAUCCUGAGCCUUCCACAGCCAGCAAGACCAAAGCAAGCACUGGAUUUAUCACUUCCAAGUUGUUUUCUCUGCAUGUUUUGUAUAAAAUAAACAUACUUUCAAGUGCCUGGA